Molecule: messenger RNA, 2478 nt
Organism: Lemur catta (Ring-tailed lemur)
Lineage: Eukaryota; Metazoa; Chordata; Mammalia; Primates; Lemuridae
Gene: CCNC
Product: cyclin C
Exons: 12
Coding region: 448-1299 (283 amino acids)
Biological process (GO): positive regulation of transcription by RNA polymerase II
Cellular component (GO): nucleus; mediator complex
Molecular function (GO): cyclin-dependent protein serine/threonine kinase regulator activity
Source: RefSeq, a predicted model, not a curated record
ACAGAACCGCGACCUGGACCACUUGGCUCUAGGUCACGCCCACCCAGCGACUCCAGUGCUGAGGACCCAAGACCGAGCUGUGCCGGCUCUAGGCCAGAACCGCGCUACGCUCUCGCGAGAGCUUUCCACCCGCCGCGAGUCUCCGUGAGCACUAGUUCCCGUCUCCUAUCUCCGCUCGCCCACAGGCCGUUGUCUCGCCGCCGGCUUCCUCCGCUACCGCGGGGCGGGCCGGAACUUUUGUCCAUAGGAACGGGUUUCCACUGUUGACUGUUGCCGGCCGGCGUCAAGGAGAAUAGGGUGCCAUCCUCUUCCUCUCGCCGUCGCUGCCGCGGAGCGGAGCCGAGCUGAUUUGAUCGGGGAGCGUGGUUACCGGACGGGCUGGGUCUAUGGUCGCUCCGCGGGCCGCUCCGCCGGCUGGUGCUUUUUUAUCAGGGCAAGCUGUGUUCCAUGGCAGGGAACUUUUGGCAGAGCUCCCACUAUUUACAAUGGAUUUUGGAUAAACAAGAUCUAUUGAAGGAGCGCCAGAAGGACUUGAAGUUUCUUUCAGAAGAAGAGUAUUGGAAAUUACAAAUAUUUUUUACAAAUGUUAUCCAGGCAUUAGGUGAACAUCUUAAGUUAAGACAACAAGUUAUUGCCACUGCUACAGUCUAUUUCAAGAGAUUCUAUGCCAGGUAUUCUCUGAAAAGUAUAGAUCCUGUAUUAAUGGCUCCUACAUGUGUGUUUUUGGCAUCCAAAGUAGAGGAAUUUGGAGUAGUCUCAAAUACAAGAUUGAUUUCUGCUGCUACUUCUGUAUUAAAAACUAGAUUUUCAUAUGCCUUUCCAAAGGAAUUUCCUUAUAGGAUGAAUCAUAUAUUAGAAUGUGAAUUCUAUCUUUUAGAACUAAUGGAUUGUUGCUUGAUAGUGUAUCAUCCUUAUAGACCUUUGCUCCAGUAUGUGCAGGACAUGGGCCAAGAAGACAUGUUGCUUCCCCUUGCAUGGAGGAUAGUGAAUGAUACCUACAGAACGGAUCUUUGCCUACUGUAUCCUCCUUUCAUGAUAGCUUUAGCUUGCCUACAUGUAGCCUGUGUUGUACAGCAGAAAGAUGCCAGACAGUGGUUUGCUGAGCUUUCUGUGGAUAUGGAAAAGAUUUUGGAAAUAAUCAGGGUUAUUUUAAAACUAUAUGAGCAGUGGAAGAAUUUUGAUGAGAGAAAAGAGAUGGCAACUAUUCUUAGUAAGAUGCCGAAACCAAAACCUCCUCCAAACAGUGAAGGAGAGCAGGGUCCAAAUGGAAGUCAGAACUCUAGCUACAGCCAAUCUUAAAACAUUCCGAAGAAUUCCGUAGUGGACCACUUGGAAAUAAACCAUUGGACAGAUUUCAGUAAUGUCUUCAAUGGAACACAAAUGAAAAUGAAUAGCUUGUUUCUGUCAAGCAUAUUGGGAAGUGAUUUUAUUUUUGCAAAAUAAGUUUAUUUACCUAAUUUGAUUUUAGUAUAUAACUGAUUAAAUCUGUUGAUUAUAAAAGUUUGGAAAGGUUCUAAGGGGACCUACAGACAGACAUAGAUAUUUCAAAAUUAAUAGCUUUUGAUUAGUAUAAUAUUUCUUAAUUUGGAUAAUAGAAAUUGUAACUUUUUAUUAAGCCAGGAAACAUGGAGCAUAAUUUCUUUAAAAUUCUCUUUGGUCAUUGAGGGACCAGAAAAGGACAUAAAAAGUCAGUAUGUGAGGGGUUUUUUUCCCCCUCCAUACGUUUAACUUUAAAACUGUAUUUAAAGAAUCAAAUUUUACAAAAUCCUGGAAGAUUUUGAUAACGAUGUUGAUAAUUUCAGGGAAAUUAAUCAAGUACCUAUUGAUUUAAAAGUGUAUUUUAUUCAAUAGUUUUGGUAUUUUGCCAUGGAAGAUACUAGCCCCAGCCUAGCAGAAAAGUGCAAUAUGUAUAGCAUACUUUGACAUUUUAAAAGUAAUAUUCCAUAACCAUUUUGAAAUGCUGGGCAAACAGAAGAAAAAAAACCUACGUGAAGUUACUUGCAAUUAAUUCACAGUUAAUCAGGUGUUUUGAAAAUUUAAUUGGAUAAAAACCAUAAUAAGUUUGAAAUCUAGUAAAAUUUUAAUGUUAAUUUUUACUGUGAAAAGUUUUUAAUAAGAUAUACACACCCUAGUUUAAUUUUGUGUCUUAAUGUGGAUUUACAAAUUUACUACAAGUAUCCUGAGCCAGGAACACAAUCAGGUUUCAGGCCAGUUUGAUGCUGGCUGUUCUUAAUUCUCAUAUGAGUGUAGGACUUCAUACUAAAUGUUAUGUCAGUGGGACUGUGCUGUCUGUGGAACUUAAUAAAUUAAUCAUUUUCUUCAGACUUGAAGGAGAGUGAUAACAUUUGGAAUCAUAGGAUAUUGAUGUACAAUUUAAAGAUUAAAAUUUUUUAAUAAACCAAUUGUGGACAAUGGGUUAUUAAAUUAAAUGUUGGCUUCCUAGUAUAAAACUGCAAGAAUAAAAGUAAGUUCUCCAGC